AGCUCAAAUAAAAUUCCUACGAGACAGACUUCAGUACUUCAAGUUUACGAUACACACCUCUUUUUGAGCGAGUAAAGGUCGACGGGAGAUUCGUUUAUAAGGUUUAUAAGCUCUGUAUGUUAGUGGGAGGAGAGAAAGGGAGAUAGCGAUGGUUAAUUUAAAAGCCCUCUUCAACAGGAUGAAAGAAUCGAUCAGCUGACCUUUCUUCACGUAACAAUUAUUAUUACUGCCAGUAAGCUUCACAUUCCGACGGUUGUUUAUAUAUGAUGCUAUUUUCCUCCAUGACUGCUAACUUGAUUAGAAAAACACGGGUUUAUUGUUUUAUGAUAUUUAACCGAGUAACAUUUAUUUGACUUAAGAAGACAGAGAGAAAAUGUCGCUUUACGUUAAAGGUCUGAGUAAAGAGUUACUGAGCGGCCCCACUGAAAUGGCCCAGUUUCAGGAAGUGAUGCGGCAGCAGCUGGAGAGCUCGAUGCAUGUCGAGCUGGAAAAACUCUUAAGUACAGCCAAAGGCAGAGACGCAGAGGUGUCUAAGAAGGACUUUGAGGGCUUUAGGAAGAUUUUCCAUCGAUUUCUACAGGUGAAGGGACCUUCAGUUGAGUGGGCAAAAAUCAACAGGCCCCCAGAGGACUCGAUCCAGCCGUAUGAUAAGAUCAAGUCGAAGGGUCUGCCGGACAACAUAGCAGACAGUCUGAAUAAGCUGGUGGUAGUGAAGCUCAAUGGAGGUCUUGGAACUAGCAUGGGCUGCAAAGGGCCCAAGAGCCUCAUUAGUGUCCGUAAUGAAAACACUUUCCUGGAUCUGACUGUCCAGCAGAUUGAGCACUUGAAUAAAACCUACAAUGCUGAUGUUCCACUGGUGCUUAUGAACUCCUUUAACACAGAUGAAGAUACCAAGAAAAUCCUACAGAAAUACACACACCACAGAGUCAAGAUACACACUUUCAACCAGAGCAGGUAUCCACGGAUAAAUAAGGAAUCCUUGUUGCCGGUUGCGAAGGACAUGGGUUUGACUGGAGAAAACGCAGAUGUGUGGUAUCCUCCUGGUCACGGCGACAUUUUUGCCAGCUUUUAUAACUCCGGUCUGCUGGAGCAGCUCAUCGCUGAAGGGAAGGAGUACAUUUUUGCCUCCAACAUCGAUAACCUGGGCGCCACCGUAGACCUGUAUAUAUUGAACCACCUGGUGAGCCAGCCGAAUGGCAAACGAUGCGAGUUCAUCAUGGAAGUCACGGACAAGACCAGAGCGGAUGUUAAGGGAGGUACACUUAUUCAAUAUGAUGGGAAACUUCGGCUACUCGAGAUCGCCCAGGUUCCAAAAGCUCACGUAGAUGAAUUCAAAUCAGUCACCAAGUUUAAGAUCUUCAACACUAACAAUCUGUGGAUCUCCCUGUCUGCCAUGAAGAAACUACAGGAGCAGAACGCCAUGGACAUGGAGAUAAUAGUCAACCCUAAGACUUUAGAUGGUGGAUUGAAUGUAAUUCAGCUGGAGACUGCAGUCGGUGCUGCUAUCAAGUGCUUUGAUAACGCCCUGGGCAUCAAUGUGCCCCGCAGUCGCUUCCUGCCUGUCAAAACCACCUCUGAUCUCCUACUGGUCAUGUCCAACCUGUACAGCCUGGAGGCGGGGUCUUUGAAUAUGAGCGAGAAGCGCGAAUUUCCAACAACUCCUCACGUCAAAUUGGGCAGCUCCUUUACUAAGGUUCAGGAAUAUCUCAUGCGCUUCGAGAGCAUUCCAGACAUGCUAGAGCUGGAUCACUUGACUGUGUCUGGAGACGUUACCUUUGGAAAGCAGGUCUCUCUGAAGGGAACCGUCAUCAUCAUAGCUAACCAUGGAGAAAGAAUUGACAUUCCAGCCGGCUCUAUGUUGGAAAAUAAAAUUGUGUCCGGAAACCUUCGGAUCCUGGAUCAUUGAUGCCUUUCUGCCAUGUGGCUUGGAUGCCAGUUCUUGUGAUCUACCCACAUCUGCCUCUCUCAGAGCCUCUAUCAACUUUCAUCAUUCCAGAGAUUAAUUUUUGUAGUUGUCUAGGUCCAUUGUGUGUGUAUAUAUGUGUGUUUUCCUUUUUAUUGUUUCUGUCCAGCAGUGUAACACAGUUUCUCUGUAUAAAAUUAUUAAAUUGUAUGUGUGCAUAUGUAUCUCAACAUUAGCAAUAAUUUGCAUCAUUGUGUUUAGUUUGUUUAGUUUUAAGAAUGCAGUAUUUCUCUUAUUGUAUCUAUGGCAUUACAAAUGGCCCUCCAAUGUUAACAUACUCUAAAAAAUGUGAAAGAAAGUGGGUGAAGCAAUAAGCGCACUGCGACAGUGAAGGCGGAAUGUUCCCUUUUGUGUUUCAGUUCUAGAUCCUAAAAGUUUUGUGAAACCAAAUAAAGUGCAAUAUGGAACAAGACAA
Molecule: messenger RNA, 2378 nt
Organism: Misgurnus anguillicaudatus (oriental weatherfish)
Lineage: Eukaryota; Metazoa; Chordata; Actinopteri; Cypriniformes; Cobitidae
Gene: ugp2b
Product: UDP-glucose pyrophosphorylase 2b
Biological process (GO): UDP-alpha-D-glucose metabolic process
Molecular function (GO): UTP:glucose-1-phosphate uridylyltransferase activity
Source: RefSeq, a predicted model, not a curated record